Molecule: messenger RNA, 14904 nt
Organism: Ectocarpus siliculosus
Lineage: Eukaryota; Phaeophyceae; Ectocarpales; Ectocarpaceae
Source: the annotation of a GenBank genome assembly
AUGGACGUCUGGGCCCAAGCGCUUGGCGUAGACAUUGACAGUUCCAAGUCCGCAGAGAGAGCUCGCCGGAGAGUGGAGCUUGAAGAAGCCGGCCUGCGCACGGUGCCUGGGGCAUGGACUCUGCCGGUGCCACGAACUACGAACCAAUCGCUGUUACCUCGCCGGAGACCACGUGACCGUGAUGCUCCCGGGGGGGCAGCGGGAAGAGCGCGCAGUCCUGUUGUGCCCGAGGUAGAUGCGUUGGAAGGCUUCCUCACGGACUUACAAGGUCGGCUGACGUCAUUAGAAGGUGGAGCUGUGAGGAACAGCAGUACCGUGGUAUCGACGCGUUCUUCUGCGGCAAGGGCGGGUCAUGGCGGAGAUGUUACAUUAGGUGCGACGCCAUCGGCGGGCUUGGCCGACAUAUAUGGUAUCCCCCAGGCUUUCAUCGACAACGCAGAACAGGCGAGACAACACUGGGACGUCCACGAUGCCAACCUCGAGAUGAGGGACGAAGAAUUCCUCCAGCGCUACAAACGCAGGGCGCGGAUGUCGGGAGUGCAGGUCUCCAUCGCGAAGACUUGGCGAGGAUUCGUCUUCCGGCGGAAGUUUAUGGCGUGGAGAGGCCGAAGGCAGUGGUCCAUCAAGCUCCACCUCCGCGCGUGGAGGGUCACCGUGAGAGCCCACCGACUAUACUCGGAGAACCUCAUGCGAUCUGUUUUUUCGCACUGGAACGAGCUUGUCGAGGAGGAGCGCAACGCCCGGGUCGUGGGUCAGUUGUCCUUCCAAGCUGCCGUCAGCAGCACCCGAUUGUCGAGGCAAGCCGUCGUUCAAUACUUUCAGGAUACUUCAACUCCGUCGGACGAUUUGAGCCCCGCGGUACGACGCAACAAGGCGAGCGUCAAACGGCGCAUCCUACAGAUCUUAUUUCAGGGCUGGAGAGACACGGCCAAUCACAAACGGAAAGCGGAAGCCCAAGCGGGGUUCAAAAUGUGCAAGGCCGUGCGGCUCCAUACCGCGUCCAACAUGCUUUGGGCCCCCGAGAUUGCCAGCUUGCUUUUUCACGUGUGGUCAAGGAUGGUCAAGUUCAAGAAGGCCCUACGGGAGGAAAUGGAGCCCCCGACAUUCCCGCCCGAGGACGGUUUCAAACCGCUGCCCGAGUGGGAUACGUGGGUUUCCACCAGGGGCAGGCACUUGGCGCUGGAGCUGCAAGUGAAGAAAACUGGGAGCCAGUACUGUCUGCUAGCUUCCGAUUCCGUCGCAUGCCUUGGCUGGCCCAUAGCCACGGGGUACCCUGGGUUUGUCAGGCUACACAGAGGCCAAUGGCGACGUGCAGAUUCGCGCCCUAAUGACGUUGCUGCUGCAUUUGCUGGUCUGAUGGCUCAGAUAUUUACACGCAACAAAUUUCGGCGGUGGGUCUGGUUUACGAAGUGGUCCCUGUCCCAAGAACAGAGAGAGAUAGAAGCUUCCCAGCACCACGACGUGCACAAGGUGACCAAGGUUUUCGCGGCGUGGGCGAGUGUGUGCCGUGACCGAGGCAGCAUGCUACGGCGGACAACCCGGUGCUGGCAAGGGUGGAAACGCUUUACGUCUAGCAGGAAAAUAUCGAAGAUGCUCAAGAAGAAAACCGUGGAACACAUAAGGCUGCUCCGGACCGGCUCUGUGAUGAGCGAUGUCACGGCGUACGCUAGGGAUGGAAAGAUAUUGUCAUCCUUCACCGUGUCCAAGCUACUUCUCACCACGAAGUUCUUCGGGGCAAUGGCGCUGGGCUACGUCGCGACAGGGCAGAUCACGCAAUUGUUUUCGCUGCUGGCCUGGCAGGCGUGGAAGCAGUACACCGUCAGACGCCGAAGGUGGAAGUGGCUUUUGUAUGAGCACACUAAGGCAGAGGCCUUCCAUGCGAGGCAGUCGGUUUUCAGAGCUUGGUCGUAUGCCACAGGGAGGAGGUACAGGCCAGAUGCUGCGUCGCUCACGCUUUCGGCGGCUCUGCCGUUCAGCACAUGGGACCGGUUGUUAAAGAAUUACGUGGACCAGGGAGUGAUCCCGAUGGAGCAGCUGCACAAGGACCUGGUGGAUCAUUCGGUGAUGCAGCAGAACACGGCGUGGUGGCUUCUGGGCCAAGACUCCGCCGAGAGACCUAUCAGGGAUUCAUCAUCAGCAGCAGUGCUGAGUGGACUCGGUACGAGCGAGGAGGACCCCUCCAGAGGCGGGGAGUCGCGGAUGGAACUUCCUAAGAGCGGCGCAGGCGGGGGGGGCGUGCGUGGACGACUAUCGCGACAUGGUGUUUCGGAGGGGCCCGCCGCCGUAGACUGGCGAACCUUGGCGCCUGCUCUUUUCGUCGCUGUGGAUGACUGCGACGAGGCGGAGGUCAUGGAUCUGUUGCACCGAGGAGCCCAGGUAAACUGCGUGUAUGUGCCCCCCGAGAGUGCUCCUCUCAGCGAUGGUGGUGUCUCGAAGCGGUCAAGGGGCAUCACCAAACAAGAUAGAAAUGGUGGUGAAUCCGGGAGUGGAAUCUUGGGGGUCGGCCGAAUCUUGGACCUACCCCCACCAGCACUGAUCGCCCAGUCCGACGGAACCUUCCAGAUGAGGGGAACCACCCCCCUGCACGCGGCGGCCGGACACUUCAGUGGCGACUACACCUCGAUUGUCGUCGCCCUCCUACACGCCGGAGCUUCCGUGGGCGCACUCGAUGCCGCCGGGAAAACGCCUCUUCAAGUCUGCACCAGCCCCCAAAUUGCAGCUGUACUGAGCGAGCAUGCGAAUCGACUACAACCGCACAAGUUUUCUCCGCAAGAACUCCGCUGGGGGCAACAGAUCUUGACGAGCGAACGGCACGGCUGCGGCGCCACAGGUUUGUGGAGGUACGUCGUCCGCGCCGCCGUGGUGGCCAGGUUGGACAAGCUGAGUGCCGCCUUGCGUGCGGAAGACACGCGUGCCGAGGACGAUUCCUCCGAGGCUACUCACCAAACGAAGCAACAGCAGCAAAAGGGCGGUCGCUCUUCUCCGCCUCCAGGGAUGGCUGCAGGCAACAGCUUUGGUACUACCAACGCCAGUACAGGAGCUGCUGGCGCAACCGGGCUAGAUGAAAGAGAAAAGGAGCUGAUUCGGAUGAAAAUGGAGAACCUGGAGGCCACCAAGACCAUUGUGGACCGUGAGCACGUCCUGCACAGUGGGGGUACAGGAGCACCGGGGGGGAGUUCAGGGGGAGGAGGAAGUGGGGGUGGGUGGGGAGGCAGCAUCGGCGUCAGCAGAGGGGAUAACCACGCGACGAGCAACCAGCGCACGGGGAAGGAGCGGACCGCGGCCGACCACCGGAAGGCGUUCUCGGUCUACAGGGCCAACGCCGCCGGCUGGUUCCGGUCUUUCCGAGAAGAACUCAUACGAGCGAACAUGCUCUCACCUCGUGGCACAACCGCUCAAACGAGCGUUGUCGACACUGCUGCUCACGCCGGCGUUACUGCAGAGAAGAACACCGCGAAGAAGGUGUUGGCAAUCGUUCGUGAUGCGGGUGUCGACAGUCGCAGCUCGGGCGCGUCCCCGGGAGGGAGCAGGGGUGUGGCCAGGGGAGGCGUGGGUGGUGGCGGGAAGUUGAACCCCAUGGUGAUGAGUGUCGGAGGGGGAGGAGGGAUGCUAGGGCGUGGGGGAAACACUAGUGGCACAGACGCCUUCACCAUGACAGAAGUGCACGGCUGUUUCAUGGCGCUCAGUUCGGUGCUAGAAGAGCGGAAGCGGGUGAUGGACCGAAGGACGGCGAGGGACAACGGCCUCAUAGAAAGGGGGAACUGGGUCGGGUUGCAACGGGCGAUGGAAGCGAGCAAGCAGCACGGGCAGCAAGAUGCCCACAGCACGGCGUCCUCAAAGAGUGGCAAGAGAAGGCGAAACAAGCGCACCCUCUCAGGUCGAACGCACCACACAGCAACGACGACACCGACAGCAUCGGCGGAUGGCUCUUCAUCUCUGGGCCCGUCUUCGAGUUCCACGGCAACGGGGGGCCACCGCUACGGUGACUUGGUUCACGAAGAGCCCGACUCGGGCCUCGGGAUAGUCGUUGGGGGGAUGGCAGGAGAAGGAGUCCAGAACCAACAAGAGGACCGAGCCGCGGCUGGGGAGCUCACGAUCGACGUUUUACCGACGUCCUCUUCGAAGCGAUACCAUGCCGCCAGCGUGGCACUACGAGGUACCGUCGACAUCGAGGUGCUGCGACGUGCUCAUCUAACGCUUGCGGCUUGGAAGAGGGAAAGCGUCACGGACGAACCGGGCGGCGAUUUCGGCACAAGGCUGGCCCAAGCUAGGAGGACAAGCGUCAGUAGAGGCGUCAUGUCCAGGGUGCCGCGCUGGUGGUGGGGCCGGGGAGGGGAGCGCGUCCUGGCCCUCAUGCGGGAGCAAAGGCGAAAACUGCGCGAAAAGGGCUCAACAGCAGGGAGCACGAGGUCGGCACGACUGUCCGCGACGUCGCCAUGGAGACAAGGAAGAGCGAAACACGGUUUCGAGAGGACAUGGAAAGGCAAGGGGAAAUGGCAGAACAAAAUCCAGCAAGCGCAAGGGAAGAUCCGAGCCAUCGUGAAGAAGCGAACAAUCGUUGCGGAACAGGACAAGGAGGAGGAGGUAACCCCAGACACGCUUCGAAGAGACAUUGAUGCCAAGCGCGCCUUGACAAUCAGCCUAUCGGCCAAGGAGAAGCAGUGCGUCAACAACAUCGAAAGCGCUAAGGUGCAGGUGGAGGAGAGCCGAGUGUAUCUCGUGCGGAUACAGUCCAUCUUGUCGAAAUACGCGAGCUACAACAUGGGAAAGAUGGACGCGCUCGAGAGAGAAUUUCAGGAGUGCUCCCGGCAACAAGAGAACACCAGGGCUCGACAAACAACUGUUGGAACGACCAGGAAGGGGAAAAAGCGCCAUCCGAAGCGACUAAAGCCCGUGGGCAGCACCAAAACUCACACUGCGGCCACAUCGAAGCCAGGUACCCCUAACUCCAAGGAAAUUCCACACCCCAUUACGAUCCCAACCCCCUCGGCGGGGGAGGUGGUGCCAGGAGCCCCCACAUCCCCUGCACCGUGGCCUGCCGAAGGGGAAGCUGCAGGGUCGUUGUCUGCACGGCUACACCCUGCUGUCGAUCCAUCCGUGUCGUCGGCAUCCCCCACCAUGGCAGUGAAGUCGUCAUUGCCCGAACGCCGGGAGAACACCCAACAGCUACCGAGCCAGCAGCGGCAGCAGCGAAAACGGCAGCAACAAGGUUCUCCAGGAAGAAAGAAAAAGGUUACGGCGAAGAAAAAGAAAGCGUCUCCUCGAAACGGGCGCAAGGUCGCCAAAACGGUCGCCAUUGGCACCAACCGUAAGGCUAUUAAAGAAGGGCGGGGGGGGAUUGUGGCAGUGGCGUUAAUGGAGGCUGUCGGGGACCAAGAGCAAACAGAGCAAACAGAGCAAAAUGCCGGCGAAAAUGCAACCGUGGUGGAGGGGGUGACGGAGUUGGCGAAAGAGUCGAUGAUGGGUCUGACGAGGGCGGAGCACGAGGAAGAGCUCCGGCAGGCGAAGGAGGCCAGAGAUCUCGCAGAGGAAGCGGAGUGCCGGAGAAUUUGGGGUGAGGAGGAUGCUGAGGAGCAAGAAGCAUGGGGCGCUACACGAGGGGCAGAGGAUGUCCUGAGGAUUGACCCGGAGCUGAGCAAGGAAGAGGUCGUGAGACUCCUCGCCACGCAGUAUGAGCAAGCGUUGAACCAGACGUUUCAGCCAGAAAGGCGGGAAGCCAUCGCGAAUCGUAUUGCCCUCGUAGAGGCAGAGCAACGGGAGAAAGAGCGAAAAGCGGGGAAAGCAAAGCUGGCAGCAGAGAGCGAACCUGAGAAGAAUGAAUCCGAGCCAAAGACCAAAACUGACCAAGACGGGGAAGCACCGACGGAAGAAAAGGCGGGAGACAUUGGACACCUAUUGAAUGACCCUGGGUUGGGGCUGACCCGUCAAGAGAUCGAUGCUCUCUUCGACCUGGUCGAUGGCCAUGAUGAACCGGCUGGUGGGCACCUGGGUUCUGAGGGUGGCGCUGAGAGUGACGCUGCCGCACGGAGACAACGCCUCGCUACUCGCGGGCUGCUCCGGUUCUUACAGAGGAGGGGGUUGCGACAACCUUCGAUGGAGCCACUUGAGGCUCCGAUUGAUGUGCUCAGCAACAACCCGAAGGCCCGGCCGCAUCUAAAGCCAGAGCUAGAGAAUUAUAUCUCCCUUAACUUCGUGGAGGGCGGUGUCACGGGAAACAAAAACGACGACGAAGAACCCUCCGCUGCUUCAAGCAGAACACUGUCGGGGGGCCGAGACAACGGCCAAGACCGUGGCGAUGGGGGCGGUGGAGCCGGUGUGAACGAUGGCAGUGAUGGCAACCAAGAAGAAGACGGUGCUCUUUGGCGGGGUAGCACGGGCGUCUACACCGGUACAAAGACACCCAAUGGGACCGCAGACAGUCCGCCCGCACCAUCUUUGGAACCAGGCAGCACCACAGAUCCUUCCGGGACAAGCAAUAAAGCAGUAGCACAGGACGCGGACGAAUGCAGUGAUAGUGAAGAGAUGCUUCUGUACCCACGAACACUCGGUUCUUCCGUAAGCGUGCUCGACGAGAAGGACGCGGUUCGUCGGACCGGAGGGGCGAGGUUUACGGGGGAAGACCCAAUACGCGGUCGGCUUCGCGCAACCGACCCAUUCUUGUGGAUGGGUCGCCUGCACGCCGGGGCGACGGCGAUUUCUGGCCUCAUCGAUCAGGCCAAAGGCGCUCUGGACGGCCUCGAUGGUGGCGGCAGUGAUGGUGAUUCUGUCACUAGUAGAGGAGGAGGAGGAGGAGGAGAACGAAGCAGCAGCGACAAUCGGCGAGUGGAGGGCCUUGUCGACUGGGGGGAGGGCGUGGCGGGCCCAACAUUAGCGGGUGGUGAGAAUACGUCAAAGCAGUGGAUGAAAGGAGGGGCGGCGGGGGAGCAGAAGGUGGACGAGGGUUGGCAGACGGUGGGAGAAGACGAUGGGCGGGCGGGGGGUCAUAACGGCGAAGAUGAGCAUGGCAGUGAUGGGAAAACGCAUGUGACACACACGUCGAGCGGCAGCAAUUCAGCCGUCGAGCACAUAAGCAGCACCAUGAGCGCGUACUCGCAAGCGAUGGAGGCGAACAGAAUCAUCGCCGGCGGUGUGGUACUCGAGGGGGAACAGGAGGAAGACCAUGAGAAUGACGGAGAUGAGACCCAAGACCACCCCAGCAGCAGCAAAGGCAAAGAAUUAUUCGGCCUACGGGACAUGCGCAAACGGCCUGCUGGCAGUGGGCCUUGCCCUAUGCGCACUUCUCCUGUGAAUGCGAGAUCGGCUGCCCUUGGUAGUUUGGCCAAGCUCGGCAAAAUUGACACUGGGUUGGGCAGGCCAAAGAAUACGCUCCCAGUGGGAAGCAGAACCUUCGACAUAGUGAGUAGCAGCAGCGGCGGCAACGAUCCGACUACUUCGUGGGAAGCCACUCAGGCAACAUACUCUACUAGGGGAGAGGAAUGGGGAGAGGACGAAUCUCAAGACAUCCGUUUCGACGACAUCGUGUCUAGUAUCAUCCGAGAGGUCCCUUCGAGGGCACCGCCGACGCCGAGAAGUCCCGAAGGCGUGGGCGGCACGGGCGGACAUGAAGCAGUGAGACCACCGUGGUCUGCGCAAGAACGGACAUCGCCGACGCGAAGACAGAGGGAUGGUGCAAGCUGGGGGCCAGUCGAAGAGCAGGGGCGACGGCCUCGGUCAACUCCUGCCGGGUUCCGUGCAAGGGCAGAGGCCGCGGCGACUGUUCUCGAUCGACGGCCUCCUUGGUCCCUCCCAUUGGAUAGCGUGUUCGCCCCUCGCGUAAAAGGAGCCGUACAGCCAUCGGUCUUGAUGGCGCCGGCCCGCCGUCGAUUCAGCGAUGCAGACGGUUCGGUCGGCGGCGGUAUCAGCCACCCGCCUCCCCGACAAGGGAUUCCACCGCGCAGCAGGAACCUUGUCGUCCGCGGGGCGUCCGCCCUCCGAUGGCAGCGACGAAUCACGACAGCCCCUUCGGAUAUGUCUUGUGGAAUAGUGCCCUUCGAAAUGUCACGAAGAAUGUCAAGCGGGGAGGCAGGGGCGGCGGGAAGUGCGGGCGCUGCGGUGACGCUGCAAGACCAUGAUCCAUCGGCAGAAGAAUCGCCCCACAGCAUGCGCAGAUCCCACUCGGCCUCGGAGGUGUUGCUCCAGUGCGGCCUCCUCCAAGAAGAGCCGCCUGUGGACAAACCUCCGGCCAUGGCCGACGGAAUCUGGAGCUGGGGUUGGCAUAACGACGGUGGCCAAGAGACCCUCCCGCCGACAGCUGCUUCCGAAGAUUUAUUCACGCCUCUGGUGACUCCGGAGAUAUGCAAACGUAGCACGCGAACUGGUCUCGGAGGCACGUCUCCACUCCGCAGUACGCGCAACAAUGGUGGUGCCUCUCUCUUUGGGGGGAGUCGGUCGGGCACUAGAGCCCCUUCAGGUGUGCCGUAUAGCCGAACGCACUCCCACGCCACUCAAGGAAGCAAAGUCCGCCCGAAACGCGCCUCCUUCUCGCACGACGAGGGUGGCGAAACCCGACCAUGGACCACGGGUGAUUUCAACGAGGAGGAAUCGUUCGCAGUCGGCAACGCGGCGGAUGACGGGAAUGGGCAGGGCACAGGCGGUCUCCUACGUAGGGCUAUCUCAGCCGAAGACCCCUUCCUAUCGCCACACCUGGCCAACAACGAUGACCUACUAACGCAGGCAGAAACCCCGGUCGAAGUUGCUGCCCAACCUACGGCUGAUGACGGGUCUGCUCCUGGCGGUGGCGAAAGCAUUGAAAAAAUUGAUGCGGACAGCGUUGGGCUGUUUGCUGGCGACAAACAAGCAGCGGGAGGGCAGGGCGGCGUUGAGGGUGCUACCGACGACGGCAUCAACAACGAAGAGGUGGAACUUCCGGGGGACCUACCUCAGCAGAUGCCCCGAAGAGUCAGCUUUGCAGACGAGCAAGACCCAGGCCUCCUGGCCGACGGCAGAAACAGCAGCGGACAACGCAGCGGUCGACAACGGGAGGGAUGGGGCGCUCAGCGGCGCCGAAUGUCCAGUCUCAUCGGCACCAGCAACGGCUACCUGGAGAGCGACGGCAGCAUCAACGGCCAACUGUUUGACAUAAACGCAAGGCGGAAGAGCGACCUUGAGCGCUGCCAGAGAGCGAUGGAGAUCGCGAGGGCCGCCCACGAGCUCUUAUUUACUGACACCCGUCCGGACGGGCUUCGCCCCAUCACGGGGACCCCGAUGACUGACGGCAGAGACAUACAAGGAAUGGGAGGGUUGUAUGUCGGCCUCGCUGGACUCAAGGGCUUCGAUUUGUCGUUUGUCGGCGCGAUUUCCUCGAGCAAGAGUGGAUGCCGACGAAACUUGGGCUCGGCGUCGUCACGCCUCGUGGCGAACAGAAGUCUUUCGGGUUCUGCAGCUAUCGUCGCCGCCGCCAAUAACACCGAAGACUCUUCGGUGGUGGACAGGAAUCGUUGUCCAUCUCCUAACGUCGUCCCAGGGGCAUCAGUGGGCGCCUCUUGGAUUCCGAAGGGGGGGCUCUUGGAUCGACAGCCGGGGUCUUUGAUGGCCAGGCCUCCCGCCUCUCCGGACGCCGCCCCUUCUUCCGAGGCAGCUCACUCCUCACCAGCAAGAGGAAGCAGUCCAAGUGCCAUGGCCGAUGUGCAACACGGCGGCGCGCGCCUGAGGUCAAGCGGCGGCGUCACUGGCGACCCGAAAGUCACAACGAACGGUAGUGGCUGCUCUCCCAAUGCAGCCUCUUCUUCAGCCGUUCAGCAAGGGUCGCCGCCAGCGAAGAGAAGUGCCAGUGCUCCAGGGCGUGGGCCGUCCAGCGCAGCAGGUCUUUUGCCGGCGGACAUGCUCGACAUCCGAAGCAUCGGGUCGGGGAGUGACAAAUCUGACGGGUCAAGGCGAAAAACAAACGAAGGGGAGAGCGAGAACCUGUGCGUAAAUCGAAGACUUGGUGCGAAGGGCGAGACAAGCGAGGCCCCGAAAAACGAAGACGAGAACAGUGAGAAUGAUUGGAAAUCGGAGGCUGGUAUCCAGGAAGCCCCGCCGAGUACAGCGCUUGUAUCGAACGCAGCAAACGCGAUGGCGUCGCUGUUUGCCCCAAAGGCAGCCGUGCUCUGGUCUGCGAGAGACUUGGGCGUGGAGAAGCUCGUGGUUUCUGCCGCCGGCGACCAGCAGGCGCAUCGACGUCCUACGAGCCGCAACUACACUUCACGGGCGCUCCUCACGGCGUACAAACAGGCUAGGCCCGUUUUCGAGGUGGAAGCCUCGAGUUGGCGUAAGCGCGAAGGAGCGGUGGCCGGUGUCGACUACCCUCUACAGCCCCCCGCCGGCUGGGGAGGGGUAAGCUCGAAUCCUCGUUCAGCAGGAAGCAAAUCAGCCGUCGCCUUGUCCGACGAGGACAGGCAGGCGGAGGGGAAAGCUUUCGAGCGGCGACUGGUUUCUCCCGCCGAGGGCUCCGGUGGAGGAAGGGGGCAGGGAUUCUCGUUGGGUUCCCCGCCGUUUUCUUCAGACUGCAGCGAAUCGACGUCAAGAGGGGGGGUGUUGGAGGACAACGGCUCGUUGAUGAGCUCGAUCGCCGACACGAGUUCGGAGGGGUCUUUUUUCCAGGAAGAACUCCGUUCAAAGGGCUGGCGUAAGAUGCCCGGGGGGGGGUCUGCCAACGCCCCCAAAACGUGGUCGAAAGGAGUCGAACAACACAGGCAGCAGAAUCGGAUCCCCUCCGGAGGGCUUGUGGCGGCGAUCGACAACGACCGGGAUACCGAGAGCGUCCGGUCGACAUCCGCAUCGUCCACGGAAGGGACUAUGACGCCGACGACCACGCCUGACCUCCGCCUGAUUCAGCAGGACAACGACCGCCACCUUCUCCAUGCCUCGGGGGGAAUCCGCUCCGGCGGGGAAUCACAGCCAUCUGUUCUGAGCAACGUGUUGGCCCCGCCGAAAGAAAGCCCACUUGCUCCUUCUUCCGGCCUAGGCUUGGAUUCGGGUCCGGCCGUAAACACGGAGAGUGCGUUCCGCUUGAGCUGCGAGGCUGACGCUGAUGACGUGUUGAGGGCGAUGGUGCGACUAAGCAUGGCAUCUACGCCAACCGGAGCUGGAAGCCUCGAUGCUACAAGGCAGAGCCCGCAAGGCUACCACGGUGGCGAUGCCUCGGCCAGAGCAGGGGUGGACGAACGUGCGGCGCGUAGACGUCGGGGCAACGGAGCAGCAGCACCACAAGUACCAACCAGAUACUUGUUGCCUGCAGAAGGAAGCAGCAGCACGGGUAUCUGCAGAGGGAGCACCCCAGGUAUCAAGAGCGGACACCUUGGCAACAGGAAACCCCCCUACGUUAACGAGACCGCGUGUCCCCCCGACGAAAAGGACAACGUUCUCGACAUUGAGGGACGGAUGUUGCGGUCGGUGGGAGGCGCACGAAGCGCCGGGCACCCAUCGCAAUGGCGAAACGAACGGCUGGCCAAUACACCCGACACAAGACGCAGCACCAAGAGAGAUUUUUCGGGAAGGAGUACAGCUCCACAACACGGGCAGCGGCCGAACCAUCGCGGCACGGUAGCGGCUGCAGCUGCCGGCCGGGCGCAGCUUGUGCUGUCUGAGAGCGAGAGCGCCCCACCAGCGACCUCUCAGAAUAGGUCGUCGCCGUCAGCGUUGUUUCAGGAUGAUAGCGGGCGCCGUGGCGGCAGGGGCAACGGAGGCGACGGGCCCGGAGGAAUGGCCGCUCUUGAGUCAGCCUUAAGGGCCCUAUCGGCCACCGCCUCGUCGACUAGCGGAGCGUCGCGGCAGCUCUCUUCUUCUUCGGCGAUUUUCAAUCGUAAGUCUGCUGCACGUGAUGCUGGGGACAGCACGAGCGACGAUCGUGGGCGAGGCUCUUCUUCACAGUCGCGUGUGCCAAUCGUCGGUGUGGGUUAUCGCGGCUCGAAGCGGGAGAAACCUUCCGUGGGCGGCACCGAUGGCACUAUACGUUUUGGCGUUGGGCAGAACGAAGGGGGCGUCGGCGCCAAGACAAGAAGCGAAGGAGCACUCGAUGAUGGCUCCAGUACAUUCAUCGGACCAACAGACCCCGAAGCUUCGGUGACGCAGAGUUCCUGCCUAACCUUCGGCGAAGGUGGUGGUGGUGGUGGGUCCAUGGCAUGCGAUAACGACCACGGCUAUUGCGACGAGAGUGACGACAAGACGACCGGCGACCAGAUGUCGAUGAUCAUAGCAAGGGUCACCAGGGACGCAGCGGCGUCUGUUUUGUCUGCGGAGGGAAUAAUCACGACAGAGGCUUCUCUGGUGACGGAAGAAGCCGAACGACUACUUCCACCAGCAGUUGCGCAGAAAGGGGCUGACACUGCCGCCGCCGCUGCUGCUGCCGAGGAAUCCUCACGGUUGUCACCAAUGGCGACAGAGAGUGAGCACCUGAAUCAAGCACCGCCUAGGGGCGAUACCACGAAGGUGGGAAGGGAACAAGUCAACAAGGGGCCAAAGAGCAGAGGCAAAAUCACCAUGACCGGUUCACACACCAAAUCAAACGAGAGGAAGACGAAGCCAGCCUCGAAGCCUCACGCUUCUAGGCCAGAAGUCGAGGGAAGGAGUGGUCGCGGUGGGGUUAGCGGCGACAAGAACGCUUCUGCCUCCGUCGGGUCUUCGUCGGCCACAGCGAAGCUUAAGCCCGAGCAGGAAGCUCCGAAAGGCAGCACAUCAAGCUUGCGUCGUAGCAAGGAAAAAGGUCCUGCCUCGGUAAGAGGCAACGCUGGCGAAGAGAUGCUUGCCUCGGGUGCCACCGAUAGUGCCGUCACCGCAGGGUCUCCGGUCGACAGGAGUCAGGGUAGAGGCAGAGGUCCAGAGGAAGCCAGUCCCGCAGACAGCAACGCCCUGGCACAGGCUGAGGUUGCGAACAAGAGAGAGACUGGGAUUGUUCGAGAGGCCCAGACAACAAAGUCUCCCUUGUGCCAGGUGGACACGUCCGGCAUGCCUUCAGGAGCCCAGACGACGAUCGAGACAAAAGGGAACUCGCGCAGCAACGUAAGGCGCUCGCAGAGAGGCCAGGAUAGCUCCCGUGGAAACAGAAGCACCAACGCCGGACGGGCCGCAUCAAGCGGAGGCGGUAGCCCAAGCAGCCAGGGGAGUAGCGUCGUAAGCCGCGGCAGUACUCGAAGCGGAAGCCAUGCCAGAGGCACAGAGGCGACGGGGAGCACGGGGAGCACGGGGAGCCGAAUAAAUAGCAGGAACGCCAGCGGCCCGACCUCUCGGAAAGAUAUCCGGAAGGGGGGCGCAACAGAUGCUGCCGCUAGCAAGAAAGUAUCCCUUCCUGCCCUGGCUAAAUCAGAGACGACGAAGACCGUCCAGGAUGGUGCCCAACAGCAACGGCAGCAGGACGGCUCUGUCGCCGAGAGAGUUCAGGCCAGCAGAGGUACGGAGGGUUCAGAAACUGCCGACGUUCACAAGCAACUUCCGCGGAUUAGCAGCGGCGCUGCCGCCGGCGGCGGGCGCGUCAAGACUUCAAGUUCCGCAGCGGGGAAGACUCUUCACAAGGCAAUAACGGUGCACAAGAGACCCACGAGGGUGGAGAACGAAGACCUGUUCACAACGACGGAAGCGUUGACGACGCACCACCUCACGGUAGAGGAGCUCUUGAAGGGCGGCUAUGAUGAGCUCCUGGACGAUAGCGACGGCGACGAAGAAACCGCUAGCCAUCGGGUUCGAACGCGAAAGGAGCCGCUCAUGAUACCGCACAGGGCUCGGCCGAACGGAAUGGCCUACUGGCAGGACAGGGAGGAAAAAGAGCGAGUUAGGCGGCGCCGCCCGCUAUCCGAGAUCGAAGGACACGGCACGAGAGGUGGUGCGGAAGCAAGCCGGGGCGGACACGGCGGGGCUGUAGCUGGAGGCAUGGUGGCUGGCGGGGGGGACGGGCAAUGGGAAGACGAGAAAGAAGAGAUCAAACGCCUCCUUUCGGAGGCCCGAGCAAGGAGGGAAGCGGCAGUCGCCCGGGUCCGAGCGAAACGCGAGCAAGCAAAAAUCGACAGCGAGGGACAGCUCGUCCGACAGGCAGCAGCCGCCUCCACCCCCACCUCUUCAUCAUCAGGAAAUGGUUCGUCGUUGGUGCACCACGCAGUACCUGCUGCCUCUUCUUCUCCGCGCGCUGCUGCAAUGCCGGGUGAAGACAAACGGCUACCAGGGUUCCCUGCGCAGGGCCCUUCGAGUACCACCGAAAGGGGAGAGAUCAGCAGGAGUCGGCCCAACGGAGUCAAGGGAGGCGAACCUCCUUGGAAGGGCUUUACGCUCAGCGACGACGGAGAGGCGUUGCUCCGACGGCGGCGCGCCCCGUCCCCCGAACACGUUUCACCGGUCCAGGGCAGGGAAGACUCGGAGUACCAGCUUAUUGUGCCUGGGGUGAAGGACAACCUGGUCAACUUCAGCGUGGAUACGGUCGCCGUGCGGACGAACUACGGGAAACUCAGACGGGGCGUGGAAAUUCGACACAGGAUGGGGAUAGGCGAAGACGGCGAAAACACUGAUCCCGACGACGAGGACAUGCCCGAAGCCAACGAUGAUGAUGGCAGCCCGAUGCUAACCAUACGCGCGGCAACAGACCGGCUGUCGGGGGACCUAAGCAGCGACUUUGAUUACGACAGCAGUGCUCCGAGCACACGUGAACGUUUGUUGUCUCGUCCUAGCACCUCGGGGGCUAUUCCCGAAAUUUCUCUCCGACGUCGCACUGGGGUGCAAGGAGGCCGUCGCAGCUACGCGGAAGCGCCGGUUCCGGUGGUAGAUCCCGCUGGAACGAUUGCCCGGGCUUCAAGAAUAGUCACAGAACUGCGGCUGGACGGAGAGAACAUGAUGUCCCCUCUGGAUUCACUGAGGGGCGAUGUGGGUUUCGACAACGACGACAAUACCGAUGUGUCGGGGUGA